UUCUGUCCUGUGUUUGUACAAAAUCUUAAAUUAUGACUGUUUAAAAACCGUGCGUGGUUAAAACAAAACAAAACUAUUUAAUAGGUUAUCUUACCUGCGAAGUACAGUUAAAGAAAUACUCGAGACAGGGAAUAUAUAAUAAAUUAUCGUCGCAUCUUUUGAGUUUCUCUUUGACAGUGUCUGUAAUCUGAAGAUGUUAAAGGCAGUCAUUCUGAUCGGCGGUCCUCAAAAAGGAACUCGGUUCCGGCCUCUGUCAUUUGAGGUACCCAAACCUCUCUUCCCCGUGGCUGGUGUGCCCAUGCUCCAACACCACAUUGAAGCCUGUGCCAAGGUUCCAAAUAUGAAGGAGAUCAUAUUGAUUGGGUUUUACCAGCCUAAUGAGGAGCUGAACCGCUUCAUAGCCUCUGCCCAGCAAGAGUUUAAAUUCUCAGUAAGAUACCUGCAGGAGUUUGCAGCACUUGGCACAGGUGGUGGCAUUUACCAUUUCCGAGACCAGAUCCUGUGUGGAGGACCAUCUGCGUUCUUCCUUAUGAAUGCUGAUGUUUGCUCUGAGUUUCCCCUGCAGGACAUGCUCCACUUCCACCACCAGCAUGGAAACUCUCACUGUGGAAUUAUUCUAGGCACUACGGCUAACAGGAAACAGUCUUUGAACUAUGGGUGCAUGGUGGAGAAUCAGGAAACAAAUGAGGUGCUUCAUUUUGUGGAGAAACCCAGUACUUUUGUAAGUGAUAUUAUAAACUGUGGGAUCUACUUAUUCACCCCAAAGAUUUUCACCCACAUCGGGACAGUGUUUCAGAGAAAGCAAGAAGACAGGCUGCUAGAGGAGCCUCCAUGUGCUAGGCAGUUGCGAGAACUGAUCCGCUUGGAGCAGGACAUCUUUACAAUGCUGGCAGCACAGAAACAACUGUAUGUCUACAAAACGCAGCACUUCUGGAGCCAGAUUAAGUCAGCAGGCUCGGCAAUAUAUGCCAGUCGUUUGUACCUGAACCGGUAUAAUGAGACACAUCCAGAAAGACUGGCCAGAUACCAAGAAGGAGGCCCUAAAAUAAUAGGGAACGUAUACAUCCAUCAGACAGCUAAUAUUGACUCCACAGCUGUUCUGGGUCCUAACGUCUCGAUAGGGAAAGGUGUAAUAAUCGGUGCAGGAGUUCGAGUGAGAGAAUCAAUUGUCUUACAUGGCGCUACACUGCAGGAUCACUGCUGUGUGCUUAACAGCAUCGUAGGCUGGGACAGUACAAUCGGAAGGUGGGCGAGAGUGGAGGGGACGCCGAGUGACCCCAACCCCAAUGACCCCUUCGCUAAAAUUGACAGCGAGACACUGUUCAGAGAUGGAGGUUUGACACCGUCUAUUACAAUACUGGGGUGCAAUGUGAAUAUUCCAUCCGAAGUCCUCAUUCGAAACUCGAUUGUACUUCCUCACAAGGAUCUAAACAGGAGCUUCAAGAACCAGAUCAUCCUCUAGAGAACCGUCUUGUCUAUAGGAAAAGACGUAAAAAGUCCAAAUGAAACAAUAUAGUGUUUGCACAAAAUAUUUUUAACAGUGUAAACAGUAUUUGCUGUCUACUUUUUGGUGUUGGGUUACUGCUCUUUAAAAGCCCUUCAGGAUUUUAACAUUUUUCUUUCUUUCUUUUAAUUUUUUAUUAGUGUAUUAUAAUCUAAUGGUGUAAAGCGCAUAUUAAGGUCUAUCUGGUGGAUGAUUGUAAGUAUUGCUAAAUUUCCUCUUCCUAACAAAAGCCUGUGAGUUAUUUUCAACGUGGUUUGUCAGAUAUUUAUCAGUCCUCAAAUCAACACCAUGAAGAUUUCAUCAUGAACACUAAACACAGAGCACUAAGCCCUUAAGAAAGGUGCUGCUGAAGCAUUCGGGGAUGCAGAAGGUCUUUGAUUCUUGUAUGCAUGUUUACGUGAACUGAAAUGGCUUUUGUAAAGACUCAUGCACUGUGUUCCCAUACUGAUUUUUUUUUUUUUUUU
Molecule: messenger RNA, 1968 nt
Organism: Ictalurus furcatus (blue catfish)
Lineage: Eukaryota; Metazoa; Chordata; Actinopteri; Siluriformes; Ictaluridae
Gene: gmppab
Product: GDP-mannose pyrophosphorylase Ab
Exons: 12
Coding region: 194-1462 (422 amino acids)
Biological process (GO): biosynthetic process
Cellular component (GO): cytoplasm
Molecular function (GO): transferase activity
Source: RefSeq, a predicted model, not a curated record